Molecule: messenger RNA, 780 nt
Organism: Orbilia oligospora ATCC 24927
Lineage: Eukaryota; Fungi; Ascomycota; Orbiliomycetes; Orbiliales; Orbiliaceae
Exons: 7
Coding region: 1-780 (259 amino acids)
Molecular function (GO): oxidoreductase activity
Source: RefSeq, a predicted model, not a curated record
AUGUCUAACUUUAACUAUAAGAAAGUCUUAGUAAUCGGUGCCACGAGCGGCAUUGGUCAAGCUCUUGCAGAAAGAUUUCUCAAAGAGGGUAUCCAAGUCGUCGUCACAGGAAGACGAGAGGAUCGCCUCAGGGCGUUUACCGAACAAAACGGCGGUGCAUAUGAGGUAUUCGAUAUUACCAAACUUCAAGAUAUUCCCAAAUUCGUCGAGAGGUUGACCGAGGAACAUCAUGAUAUCGACGCCGUUCUUCUCAAUUCAGGCAUUCAACGCGGCUUCAACUUCACUAGGCCCGAGACCAUCGAUCUCAAUGUUAUCACUGAGGAACUAACUGUCAAUUACUUAUCCUACAUUCACUUGACAACAGCUCUUCUUCCAUUUCUACUGAAGAAGGAAUCGUCUGCUCUAAUCUAUGUCAGCUCGGUUCUGGCUAUGGUCCCGCUUGCGAGAUGUCCAAAUUACUGUGCGACUAAAGCGGCAUUGCACCAGUUUGUUCUCUCGCUUCGGAAUCAACUCAAUGGCACCUCUGUGAAGGUACUUGAGAUACUGCCGCCUGCAGUUCAAACUGAACUACAUGAUGAAACCAACCAGCCAGACAUGAAAGGCGCAGGAAAAAUCGGCAUGCCGCUGGAUGAAUUCGUGGAAGAAACGUGGAAGGAUUUAACGACUGGUAACGAGGCUAAUGAGUUCCCUAUCGGAUUCGGAAAAAUGGUUUACGAGGCCAUCGAACCACCCCGCAAAGCGAUCAUGGAAAAAUUCCCCCAAACACCUGCAAAUAUUUAG